Suillus subalutaceus is the source of this 1152-nucleotide messenger RNA. RefSeq lists its product as uncharacterized. Bases 1 to 1152 code for a protein of 383 amino acids. The record is from RefSeq and is a predicted model, not a curated record. The transcript has 5 exons. Lineage: Eukaryota; Fungi; Basidiomycota; Agaricomycetes; Boletales; Suillaceae.
AUGGCUGAAUUGUCCGAUGAUGAGUUGGAGAAGGCGAAAGACACGGCAAGAUGGUCCAGCAACUUUCCUCCUCCCGAGAUACAAGCACAAGUGGCUCGUAAGAAGGGACCGGCGUAUAUGGAGCACUUUUCGAAGGAGAUGUGGAGGCAAUGCGGGAUGAGAGUGUUUGUGAUGUCGGCAUGGAAGAAUGAACAGGGAGAGGUGCUGUUCGGGAUGAGAUGGGGAAAGUUUCAUGAAGACGAAGGACUGGGAGACAUCGAGCCAGUUUGGCAGGAGUACGCGCAGGAACAAUUCGGUGCUGGGGCACGAGAUGGUGGGCGACAGGUGAAUGGAGGUCGAAAGAGAAUCAGGAAGCCUGCUUUCGAACUCGAAAUUGAUGGGGAUGGGAUGCCGGUGCUUCCUGACAUCACCGAGACGAAACUCGAGGAGAAGAAAGCCAUCGUCAGAGCAUUUCUCACAUCGCACUAUCGUAUCUGUUCUGGGAUUGUCAAGGCAGUUGUGCCAUGGAGCGCCAUCACAUAUCUUCCGGCGGAUGUGGACUUGAAGGAGCCUUCGAAGUUGCAACAUUGGGACACGACCACCUUACUGAAUUUCUGGUAUGCUCGGCAGGAGAAAGGCGAAGGUCCAACAUUCCUGUUCAAAGCAUGGAGGAACAGAGAUGGGGACAUGGUAGCCUCGGUUGUAUCCGGAAAUUCACCUUCUCAUCGGACUCAUAAUGCCAGACGAGUUAUGAUCCGAAGGCCUCGGAAUUCAUCGACCGAAACUGACAGUGAUCCCGAGGCCAAUCACGAGAGUGAUCCAGAGAGCAAUCCCGAGGACGACACUCAUCACAUGGAGGAUGAUGCUGAUGAUGACACAGAGGAAGGUAGAUCCCCGCAAAAGAGACCCAGAACAGAGCCUGGUCCUUCGACAGCACAUGAAGGGACAGCGGUCCCACAUGCAAUUCCAAAGCCUCGCCCGGUCAAUGCAGGGAAGACUGGUGCACUGCUGACAUCGCGAAUGGGCGACCUCCUGACUGGGCUGACUGCGAGAGUCACUCGCAAUGUUCAGGAGGAUGGUGCAACAGAACGAGUCAAUAGGUCGCCGGCGCUGAAGAACAUGCAGGGAAGGAAAGCGGUGAUUGAGCCAUCGGCGAGGACAAACCCGGAGUAA